GAAGCGUCCAAGUGCCGUGUGCACGGCCUUGGGCGAUUUAGGCGUUGUUUGUCUCGUGAGAUCGCGGAGGAGGUGCUCGAUUGGGAGCCAGGAGCGCAAACUGCAUUUUUUUGGUAGGGAAGUUGGUGGGCUGUGGUCCGCCUGAGGCCGGCGUCAGGCUCGCCAUCAGGAUGGGGGGCGCCGUCAGCACGGGCGAGGACAACGACGACCUGGUGGACAACCUGGUGGAGCACGCGUGCAUCACGUCGUGCCGCGUGGAGCGCGUCUUCCGCGCCGUCGACCGCGGACACUACUUCACCGACGAGUGCAGGGAGAGCGCUUAUAAGGACACGGCAUGGCGCAGCGACAACCUGCAUCUAUCAGCGCCGUGUAUCUACUCGUCGGUGAUGGAAAACCUGACACUGAAGCCCGGCCACAGCUUCCUCAACAUCGGCUCCGGCACCGGCUACGUCAGCACUAUGGUCGGGUUGAUGAUCGGCAGCCAGGGCGUCAACCACGGCGUGGAGCUGUUCCAGGACGUGAUCGACUACGCCCGACAGCGGCUGGACGAGUUCAGUCGGCACUCGUCGGCCAUCGACCAGUUCGACUUCUGUCCGCCGCAGUUUGUGUGCGGCAACGGCCUGCUGAUCGGCGUCGGCCGGCAGUAUGACCGGGUGUACUGCGGCGCCCGCUGCCCCACCUCCGAGCUGCCCUACCUCAAACAGCUGCUCAAGGUGGGCGGCGUGCUGGUGGUGCCCAUCGUGGACCACCUGAAGCGGAUCGAACGUCUCGCCGAGGACCGCUGGGACGUGCAGAACAAGCUGUCCGUCUCGUUCGCGCCGCUUAUUGAGCCUCGCGUCAGUGGACACAAGACCGAGCUGGCGAUGCCUGCCGUGAUACCCGGCUCGCUGCAGCAGCUGUGCCGCACCAGCAUCCGCGAACUGCUGCGUCAGACCCUGCUGGCCGAGCGGCCCGACCUGGUGACCAGCUGUCGGCAGCGGCCGGUGCGGCGCCGCCGCCCUCCCGACCGGCACGCCGAGCAGGCGCGGCGCAUCCAGCGCCUGGUCAGUCCGCUGCUGAACGCGGCCGUGCCGCCCGGCGCGGAGGGCGAGGCCGCCCAGGAGCUGCUGCAGGACCCGGCGCAGCUGCACCCGCUCGGCCAGAUCCUGUACGGCGCCGUGGCGCACAUGGCCGCCGACGAGUGGGAGCGGGGCUCCGGCUCCGGCUCCGGCGACGACUCGGGGCACUCGGAGGAGCCGUACGCCGAGCUGGCUGCCGGCGACGGCGAGCCGGAGCAGGAGCCGGAGCCGGACGAGGAGCGGGAGCCGGAGCAGGGACCG
Molecule: messenger RNA, 1319 nt
Organism: Pollicipes pollicipes
Lineage: Eukaryota; Metazoa; Arthropoda; Thecostraca; Pollicipedomorpha; Pollicipedidae
Product: protein-L-isoaspartate O-methyltransferase domain-containing protein 1
Exons: 7
Biological process (GO): protein modification process
Cellular component (GO): cytoplasm
Molecular function (GO): protein-L-isoaspartate (D-aspartate) O-methyltransferase activity
Source: RefSeq, a predicted model, not a curated record